Molecule: messenger RNA, 8704 nt
Organism: Apis florea (little honeybee)
Lineage: Eukaryota; Metazoa; Arthropoda; Insecta; Hymenoptera; Apidae
Product: adherens junction formation factor afadin
Biological process (GO): signal transduction
Cellular component (GO): cell-cell junction
Molecular function (GO): protein binding
Source: RefSeq, a predicted model, not a curated record
AAAUUUAUAUUUGCUUCGUUUGAUAUACAUUUCUGAACUUUAAAUCAAGAAGUUUUUCUUUUGAAGUGUUUAGUUUUAUUUGGAUAGAUCAUCUUUCUUUUUCUUUAUAUUUUGCUUGACUGUAUUAGAAGAAUGACAAUCUCGGAAGAAAUGGCCACAGAAUUGGCAAAUAAAAAAGCUGAGCGCGAAGCUCUGCGCGGCGUUAUUCAACAAUGGAACGCUAAUAGAUUGGAUUUGUUUGAACUCUCAGAACCAAAUGAGGACUUGGAAUUUCAUGGAGUAAUGAGAUUUUAUUUUCAAGAUAGUGGUCAAAAAGUUGCAACGAAAUGUAUUAGAGUAGCAUCGGAUGCAACAAGUCAAGCGGUCAUCGAAACUCUUAUUGAAAAAUUCCGUCCAGAUAUGCGAAUGCUUUCAGUUCCAGAAUAUGCACUUUAUGAAAUUCAUGAAAAUGGUGAAGAACGUAAGCUUGGAUUUGAGGAGAAACCAUUGUUAGUGCAAUUGAAUUGGCACAUCGAUGAUCGCGAAGGACGUUUUUUGUUAAGAAGAAUCGAUGAUAAGACUAACGCUCAAGGUGUUGGUUUUUCUUCUUCAGAUGGAUCUAGUUUUCGUAGAAAAUUGAGUAAACGUGAAAAGAAACAAAUGAAAAAACAAGAAAAACUCAGUCGUUUAAAGAGUUUAGAACAAGAUGAGAAUAGUAUACCCGUUGAUCAAAAUGGAGUAGCUGAAAAACUUUAUACAGAGUUACCUGAAACGAGCUUUACCAGAAGUAUUUCAAAUCCAGAAGCUGUGAUGAGAAGGCGACGUCAACAAAAAUUGGAGAGAAAAUUGCAACAAUUUCGCAGUAAAGAUGGUGGUCCUGAUACUGGAGGAACAUUGAAGAUUUAUGGUGAAGCACUUUGCAAAGAUGUUCCCUAUAAAACUUUGCUUUUAAGUGUUCGAGAUUCAGCAGUUCAAGUCGUACGAGAAAUGCUUUCCAAAUAUGGCUUAGAGAAAGUUGAUCCACAACAAUAUUGUCUUGUACAGGUAAAUAGUGAGAAUAAUCUUAAUGGAGGAACCCAACAAGAAUAUAUAUUGGACGAUGACGAAUGUCCUUUAGCUAUUCUUAUGAAUCAUUCUUCUACUCGCGGUUCUAUUAUGUUUCACGUGCGAAGAAGACCUUCUGAUUAUGUGCCUCGGAAACGCAAGAAAAAACCAAGUGGCAAAUGGAAUGAAUUAGAUUGCAGAUACGAAGAUGAAAGAUUACCUUUUUUACUGGAAUUGAAUCCUGAUGGUAGUGAAAUUCCAAACGGUACCGGUGUACGACAUCGGUUACAGCCAAACGUGACGGAAGUGGGCUCAGAAAGACCAAUAGGUCCGCAGGCAGUUCAAGCUCAAACUCUCACUUUGACAGGACCAACGGUUAUGCCGAGGCACUGUGUAAUUGCAUUUACUGAAAAUAUUGUCACUCUUACACCUUGUUCCAGGGAUGCUCAUACUUAUGUAAAUAAUCAGAGGAUACAUCAAACAACAAUACUUCAGAAUGGAGCAAUCGUGAAAUUUGGUAGACUGCAUACUUUUAAGUUCAUCGAUCCAACACCUGAUGAACGUAUUAGACAACGACAUGAUUCUGGAAAACAAAUUGAAUACAAUUAUGAUCGCCUGCUUUUGUACCGUAGACGCUCCCCAGACUUGGCCAAUCAAGAAACGAACAUGGAAAGAUACGGAUCAGUAUCUGGAACUUCAAAUAAUGGACAAAAUCAAAUUCAAAUUCAGAGCCAAUCAAUUCAGGAUCAAGUUAUUCAUUCAUCUAGUCCAAACAAAUCUACACCCAUUCCUGUUGCUGCUGUUACUACUGUUUGUCAUACUCGAAGUCCAACGCAUGCAUUGGAAUCAACACAUAAUUAUGAAACUACAUUUGAUCUCGAUGGAAACGUUGAGACUGCCAGUCUUACCAGUAGCAGAGAUGGUAACAGAACAUUACAGAAUGAUCGACAACCACGAGGAACGGACCCAAUCUUACCAGCUGUAUUAGAAUUUCUUGAAGAAACGGAAGAAACAUUUUUUCAUGCAGUAAUUACAGAUGUUGAACCAUCAGCACCUCAAUUUAAAUUGGCUCCAACAUAUACGCUUUACCUGGCAGCAAGAUAUCGUGCAAGCACACAUUAUAGGCCAGAAUUACAACCAACAGAGAGAGCUCAUAGAUUGACUGUGAUGUUGGCAAACGUCGCUAACAUGAUUCAACGAGUAAUACAGGAACGCUAUAUGGAUGCGUCUUCAUUGGCAUUGUGGUUAGCAAAUGGUUCAGAAUUAUUACAUAUGUUGAAAAACGAUCGUCAUGUAGGAGCAUUUUCGACAAGGGCACAGGAUAUUUUGACAGAAGCAGUUCAUACAGCUUUUGCAUCGCUAGUUCGUUGCAUUUCCUUAGAACUAGCGCCGGCAAUGUCACAAUUUAUGGCUGAUGCAGAUGAACCUGCCAAAGAAGCUAGUGUUCUCCAAAUAUUUUCGAGUACGAUGGCAUUACUCAGACGAUGUAGAGUAAAUGCUGCGCUCACGAUUCAACUUUUUAGUCACUUAUUUCAUACAAUAAAUGCAACUACAUUUAAUGCAUUGGUUUCAAACGCAAACUUAUGUGUUAGAUGGUUCGGUCGUAGAUUAAAGGCAAGAUUGAACGCUCUUGAAACUUGGGCUGAGAGGCAAGGUUUAGAACUUGCGAGUCAAUGUCACUUAGCAACAAUUAUGCAAGCGACUCAUCUUUUACAAGCACCAAAAUAUAAUGCAGAGGAACUUGCUACUUUAAGUUCCACUUGUUUCAAGUUGAAUUCUCUUCAAGUUCGAGCAUUGUUACAAAAAUAUCAACCAGCUGCUGAUGAGCCAAGACUUCCGGCAGAAUUGAUCGAAAAUGUAGUCAGAGUAGCAGAAAGUGUGGCUGAUACUUUAGCACGUGCUGAUGGUAGAGAGAUUCGACUUGAAGAAGAACCUACACUCGCAUUGGCACUUUUACUUCCCGAAGAUGGAUACAGUUGCGAAGUUAUUCGCGGUGUGCCUCCAGGAUUAGCAGAAUUUUUAGCGCCAUUACAACGAGAUGGUCUUUGUCGUAUGGCAUCACAACCCACUAGUAGUGGAUACUGGACUAUAUAUAUGAUAGAUCAUCAUAAUAAUUUUCGCAGUCCAAGUGCAAUGAGUAAUAGAUCUGGAGGAUACUCUUGUCAUACAGGUUCGAAUAUUGUUCAGCCUGAAAUACAUAUAAUAAAAUUACAUAAAUCUACCAAUGGAAUGGGUUUAAGUAUCGUUGCGGCAAAGGGUGCUGGUCAAGAUAGACUUGGAAUAUAUAUAAAGAGCGUAGUUGCUGGUGGUGCUGCUGAUGCUGAUGGUAGAUUGACUGCUGGUGAUCAAUUGCUAAAAGUGGAUGGGCAAAGUUUAGUAGGAAUUACUCAAGAAAAGGCUGCUGAAUAUUUAGUACGUACUGGUCCAAUAGUCACACUUGAAGUUGCUAAACAGGGUGCUAUAUACCAUGGUUUAGCUACUUUAUUGUCGCAACCAUCACCAGUAAUGAACAGAGCAUACAAGAUUCGACCCAAGUCCGAAAACUUGGAAGCUUCAACGGCGCAAGAAAUAAACGAGCAAUCAUCUACAUCACAUUCAAUGGGUAAUUUGUUGAAUGUUCCAAGACACGCGAUUGAUUUGGAACGUUCAAUCGAUUCAAUAUCAGACUCAAACUCGGAUUCUUCGGCUACAGUAAACAUCAAAUGUAAUAGUUUUUCUCUCGAUUCAAUACCCUAUAUCGAUCAAGUCGAUGAAAUAUCAUCAGUUCCAUUUUCAAGCAAUCAAUUCGAUAAAUACCAAUUGGAAAAUAAUAACCGCGUUGUGAUCAAACGCUAUAAUUCACAAUUAAUCAAUGAAGAAGGACAAAUUACAAAUAGACACGAACGAGGAGAAGCAUCUUCAUAUAAACAAGAAAAAUAUAUAAGAACAAAUAAACAGGCAAACAAAUAUAAUAUGGUGAAACAACAGGAAAGAAAUAAUGAAACAAGAGAAAAAAAAAUAAAAGAUAUCUUGUUAUCGCCGUAUGUUAUAUUAAAUAACAAUGACGAUCUCGAAAUAUUUACAAUUCCAAAAGCAAAGGCUGAUAUAUUUAAUAUUAUUCCAGUAUUGAAUCUUGAUUUGUCUGGUCUAGAUAAUAAUACAACAUGUGAUGUCUCGAAUUUUAAUAAAUGUUGGAAAUCACCAGAAGAGGUACGCCUUAGUUGCAGCGGUCGCGUAGCAAUCUUAGCUAAAUAUUUUUUGAAACUUGGUGACAUUGAAUCGAUCGAUCAUCGAUUUAAUUCGAUGAAAUUAGACAAUUUAAAGAAAUUUUCUUCAGAACCUAAUUUUGCUUCGAUUAAGAAGUAUCAAACUCAAUCAAAUUAUUUUUCUGUUAUUGAUGAUAAUAGUAAAUUUCGAUCCGAAUUAGAUUUAAGAAAUAAUAAAAUUAAUCAGCAAUACGGUUUACGAGAUGAAUUAAAUAAAAUAUUCAAAAAUUCAAUAAUAAAUUUGUUAAAUAAGAAUGAUAGUAAUAGUAAUAAUUAUUACGAUAAUUCAUAUAUGUAUAAUGAAAUAUCUAUAAAUGAUAAACGGAAGUUAUCAUUAUCGGAACAAAAACAUAUGAUAGAUCAGUUGAAAGAAAUAUGUAAUCUCGAUUAUAUGAAAGCAUCAUCUCUUCCUCAAUGUUCUUCUUUACAUUUUUCAUAUACAUCAAAUAAGAAUAUGAACAUUAUAUCUUCAAACAAUAUAAUUCUUGAUAAAGAUAUGAAUAAGGAUAUGAAUGAAAUGUUAUCUUCGUGUGAUAUAAAUGAAAAGUUAAUAUCAGAAAAUAUUCAAAAGUGUGAUUCAUCAUAUGUAAUAAAUAUUACAAAAAAUUAUAUUCAAAAAAAGAACAUAAAACAACAAUUGUUAUCUAAUGCUAAAUUUAAAUUCAAGCAAUUAUCAAGUUCUUAUCCAAAUAUCGAAAGAAUAGAAGAAUUAUGAUAUAAUGAAAAUAAUCAAUUAAAAGAGAAAAAUAAAAAAUAUCUGUGGUUUAAUUUAAAAAAAUGUGAUUCGAUUCAUGAAUUAAAACAAAUCAAUGAUCAUAUAUUAUCAUUUCCUACUAAUAAACAGUACUUUCAAUCUUGGAAUAAGAAUUUUUUGCAAAAUGAUAAUAAUAUAAAUUAUGAAGAAAUACUUUGCAAACAAAAUUUCAUCGUUCAAGAUAAAUUUCAACAAAAUUCAAUGUCAUUUAUUAAAGAAAAUAAUCAUUCUAAUAUUUUACUAAUUCAAAUUAAAGAAAAUCGAAAAAGCAGCAUGAUCAAUGAUCAGCAAAUUCCAAUUUUGAUUGAAAAAAAAAUUCAUACUAAUAAUACGACCAACUUAAUGCUCCACCAGGAUUGGAAAAUUUAUCCAAGAUUAAAUCGAACUCAUCUAAAUCUUGAUUUCUUUUUACGACCUCGUCGCAUGAGCGAACGAGAUUUACCCUCUAGACUUGGACGCGAUACAACUGCACCUCAACAACAAAUGCAUACUAGCAAAUCCGUACCAGCAUUACACAAUGUAGGAACAGAUGGAAAACAACAGCAUGAAGUAUUCAAUCCUGGUUAUAGUAGAGCAUCUUCAAGUAAUAGCGUUACACCACCAGUUACGCAGCCACCUCCACCAAUGGCCACAAUCAACAGUGCGACAUCAUUACGUUCUCGUUCGAGUCAUAACUUGCAUGAUUCAACAAGAAUCGGAACUUUAUCAUCGAAUGGUCUUGUAACUAGACAACAAUCGUCACCAAAUUUGAAUCCUGAUACAUCGAGUCACAAUGAUACAAAUGUGAAUAGUGGAACAAAUUCAAACAUUCUUCAAGGUAAUGAAGCUGAAAGAUUUUAUCAAAACUUGAGUAUCUAUCGUAAUCAAGAUGCAACAAAACAGCAUAAUCCAUCUCAACAUUUAGAUGAUAGAACUCCUCUUCAAUUACAAAAGAACUUCAAAGGUUCGCAAAAUUCUUUAAAUCGUCCGGGAGUGUUUGAUAUGAAUCAAACCAGAGAUCGUCCAAUAUCUUCAUAUGUACCUCAAUCUCAACAACAAUCUUAUAUUGACAAUACUGGUCAAUCGCAACAACAAGCUUGCACAGCACCUCCAAGAUCUCAAUCAUCUCGAGAUAUAAUACGUCAAGAAGCGAAACUUCAAGAAAUGCAAGAAGAAGUUAGAAGACGCGAGUUACGAGGUGGCAUUCCAGUUCCAUUGAAUCAAUACCGACCACCUACUUACAAUUUAAACAAUACAUCUGUUCAAUCAUCGAUCAGUUCUGUUAUUCGACCAACAAAACCUAUUGGUUCACAACCAAAUUUGGGAUCAAGUCCACCAAUAACAAUAUCCACAUCAUCAGUUUCAACAUCCAGACAAACCGGUCCUUCGAGUUAUAGUUAUUUGGAUGCACAAUAUGGUUCAUACAUGGUUCAAUAUGGAAAAUCUUCGCAUAUUCAUCAACAUCAACAUCAAUCUCAACCUCAAUCUCAACAUCAACAUCCACAUCAACAUCAGCUACAGCUUCAGCAUCAAUAUCAACAUCAGCAUCAACACCAACAUCAACAUCAACAUAACAAUAUGCAAAAUUUUGGACAUAUGCAAUAUGGACAUGUUGGUAUGAUAUCAUCAAAAGGAAAAAAUGAUUUAACUCGUAUGCAAUCAAAUGGGACAUUACACGAUUAUGGAAGAGAUCAAAAUAUUCGCGACAUUGGAAAAUUAUAUACAGACCAGAAUCAACAUGUUGCUGGAUCGCAGUAUUGUUUAAAUAGUAAUCCAGAGAUACAAAAUGAACUCUAUAAUGAUGAAAAUGUAAUAAAUAGAAUGCAAACUGCACCGGAAGGAACUUCAAUUUCAAAUGAAAUUCCUAUACGACCUGUUUUACCAGAAGAAGGAUUUACCGAAAGUUCUCCACCUCCACCGCCAAGUACUUCGACUCAUCCUCUUUAUAAACAAUCGGAUUCAAGAUAUACUGCAAGUAUGCAAGAUCCUCCACGUGGAGGAUAUUAUCCAGCAAAUACAACAGGUACUACAUUACAGCCACGUCAAUAUCAAUACAGUGCUUCGAAUCCAUGGCAACGAGAAGAGAAAGAGAGAGAACAGGCACGUAGAAGAGAAGCUGCAAGACAAUGGCGAGAUCAACAAAUAGCGGAAUUGAGUGCAUUAUCUCAUAGAACAUCGCAGCAAGAGGAACAAUUGCGAGCUCUUCAAUUGGAAAGAGAUUUUCAAAAAAGAGCCGAAGAAAUAGCCAAUCAACAAGAUGAUGAUGAAGAAAGUAAUGAUUUAGAUACGGAAAAUAUAAGAGUUCAGCAAUCUUUGUUUCAAACAACAAUGAUGCAAGAUCGAAAUAAUUCAUUAGAACAACAUCAUUCCAAUUUAUCGAGGACUAAUGUAACAAACCAAUCCUCUAAAGGAAGUCAUUUUUCUCGAUCUCUCGGUGGAUCUCCAAUGCAUUCCAUGAAUGUUGUAACUACACACGGAAAUAAUACUCUUCAACAAUGUUCACAAAAUAUUACAACUACUUGUUUGCAGCAACAACAGCAACAACAGCAACAACAAGAUUCUGGUUCGCUUUUAUCUUCAGAUUUUCAGCAUCAACAUACUAAUCAAAUGCAAAACAACAUGGGACAAAUUUCAAUGCCAUCUUUAAUUCAUUUGACUUCUUCUCAAAAAUCUCUUGGUUUGUCUCAAUCCAAUGAAGAAAAAGAAAUGCACCGUAGACAUGAGGAGAUUAAACGAAAACAAAUAGAUUUUGAUGAUACUCAAUUGAAAAAAGAGGAAGAAACUAAUAAACAACAACAAAUGUAUCAACAGCAAUAUCAUUCUCAACAAUCGCAAUCCCAUCUUAAAACUCAACAAUUAUUGCAUUCUAAUAUGUUGCGAUUGGAUAGUUUAAUUAUUAAUGGAUCAAACGCGUCUCCUACACAAAAUGGUGUCAAUGAUGCGCCUCUGCCUCCAGAACGAGGUUCUAGUUUUGCGGUUAUGUCGCAGCAAAGUACGCUCAGAUCAAAUAAUGCAAACAUAUCAAAUAUAAUAUUAGCAUCUCAACCGCAAGCAACAUCCGUUAAAAGAGUCUCAUUUCAUGAUUCAAAUGCGAAUGUAGAAUCUAUACGAAAUAUCUCAUCUGGAAAUUUGAGCACGAAUCAAACUAUGACUAUGGAUGCCAUUACAGAAGAUCCAAAUAAUUUCAUAAAUGAUGCAGAAAUUUUAUUGGCAUCUCCAAAAACACCCGAAGGAUCUGGUGGAACUUCGAUUACUGGUAGCACACCUGGAGUUAUAGGUGCUCAAGAAGUGUACAAAGAUCCCAGACAAAAAAGACUCGCGGAAAAACAAAAACAGCAGCAAAGUUCUCAAGUUGGGCAAGUACCUGAAAAGCUCAGUUUUAAAGAAAAAAUGAAAAUGUUUGCAAUGGAAACCGGUGAAGAUGGAACUCCACGGGAUAAAGUAAAAAUUUCACGUGCACAGCGUGAAAUAGAUAAUAUUGGAAAUCCCGCAUUGAAUAGCAACUAUUACAAUAACAGUAAUAAUAGCAUUAGCACCAGUAAUAAUAACCAAAAUAAUAACAACAACGGCAAUAAUAUCAACAACAAUAGCAAUCGACAUCAAUAGAAAUUAAGACUGAAAAUUGAGAUUUAUUUUUUUUAAAAUCAUAUAUGGAUCAGAUAAAAUUGCGAUGCAUCUGAUACCAAACUGUUAUUAUACCAUA